CAGCUCAACCUGCAGCCUGGACGGACUCAGCAUCAAACCUGUGGAAAAGAAGAAGCUUGUUUUCUGCAUUCUUUCUGUUUUCUGUAUUUUUUUUUAUUUAAAUACUUGGGGUCCAACAUCCUUCUUCUACUUGACCGCUGAUCUUCACGGUGGAUGAGCAGGAUGUUUUCUCCUCUGCGAGCUUCAGAAAAUGAACACCUCUCUGUGUGACUCUGUAGUGACCAUGUAUCAUCUGGCAGCAGAUCACCAAGUCAACGCCAGCAGCAACUGCACCUCGGCCUCCUCCAACUGGACCGCAGGGGGCGACGUGCCGCAGUUGCCCACAUUUACAACAGCAGCCAAAGUCAGAGUGAUCAUCACUUUCAUUCUCUGUGGCAUUUCUGCCUUUUGCAACCUGGCUGUGCUGCUGGCGGCACGCAGCGAUGGGAAAAGAAAAUCCCACGUCAGGGUGCUGAUUAUCAACCUGACGGUGGCUGAUUUGCUGGUGACUUUCAUCGUGAUGCCCGUGGACGCUGUGUGGAACAUCACAGUCCAGUGGCUGGCUGGGGACUUUGCCUGCAGGCUGCUGAUGUUUCUCAAACUGCAGGCAAUGUACUCCUGCGCCUUUGUCACAGUGGUGAUCAGUCUGGAUAGGCAAUCAGCCAUCCUCAACCCUCUGGCCAUCAAUCAGGCCAGAAAGAGGAACAGAGUCAUGCUGUCUGUGGCGUGGAGCAUGAGUGUAGCGCUCUCAGUCCCUCAGAUGUUCCUUUUUCACAAUGUGACCAUCAUCCAUCCUGAGAACUUCACUCAGUGCACCACAAGAGGAAGUUUCGUCAGUCACUGGCAUGAAACAGCCUACAACAUGUUCACUUUUUCCUGCCUGUUCCUGCUCCCACUGGUCAUCAUGAUCACCUGUUACACCAGGAUCUUCUGUGAGAUCUCCAAACGACUGAAAAAGGACAAUUUGCCCUCUAAUGAAGUGUAUUUGCGGUGUUCAAAGAAUAACAUCCCCAGAGCCCGGAUGAAGACUCUGAAAAUGAGUAUUGUGAUUGUCUUGUCUUUCAUUAUCUGCUGGACUCCGUACUACCUGCUGGGCCUGUGGUACUGGUUCUUUCCCGAUGACCUGGAGGGCAAGGUCUCCCACUCUCUGACCCACAUUCUGUUCAUCUUCGGGCUCGUCAACGCCUGCCUGGAUCCAGUUAUCUACGGCCUGUUCACCAUUCACUUCCGAAAGGGGUUCCGGCGGUAUUACUGCAAAGCUACCACAGCAACAGACCUGGAUAAUGACACGGUUAUAACUGGGUCCUUCACCGGUGCUGCCAAUUCUUUAUCGCUGAAAAGAGUGGUAAGCCCUGCCGCCCAGGAGAGGCUGAUGCUGUGCGGUGACAACAACAGCAAAACAGAGUCGAUGUCAGAAAGGAGCAGCUUUCUAACUGCUGACACUGAUGCAGAGAGAGAUCAGUCCAGCCCUGAGAGCAUCUUAUGAGAAGAGCAGAGGGGAGGAGGCCGUCUGAAGGUUUAUACUACUGUUAUCUAUAUAUAACUAUUAUUUAUUCAGAUUUAUUCAAUAUCUGACUGUCUGAUGUGUGAGUUUCAUCUACAUGUCAUUUCAGCCUUUCUUAAAAUGCUCAUGUAGAAAACAAAGAUCAGAAAUUACUGUCGGCUGGAAAAUGAAUACAUUUAUAAUUUCUGGAGGAGGGGAAGCUCAUAAAUAUAUACAUCAAUCAUUUUAUGCUGAUAUAAUGUGACCUGCUGUCAUUAAAGAAUGAUUAUGUGUUCUUUAAGUUGUAAUUUGUGGCUAUCUUGAAUUAAAUGUAUUUACUGAGA
Molecule: messenger RNA, 1806 nt
Organism: Acanthochromis polyacanthus (spiny chromis)
Lineage: Eukaryota; Metazoa; Chordata; Actinopteri; Pomacentridae
Product: putative gonadotropin-releasing hormone II receptor
Exons: 4
Coding region: 191-1465 (424 amino acids)
Biological process (GO): G protein-coupled receptor signaling pathway
Cellular component (GO): membrane
Molecular function (GO): gonadotropin-releasing hormone receptor activity; peptide binding
Source: RefSeq, a predicted model, not a curated record